AUGCUCCACCUUAGCGAGUUUUCUGGCCCCGACACGCUUCUGGUCAAGUCCGCCGACGAGGGCUGUUGCUCGGAACCCAGCACCGAAUUGCCCCGGCUGCCCGUCAGGGACGCGGCCGCUGGCUACCCCGGAGGCGACUUCUUGAGCUGGGCUUUGAGCAGCUGCAGCGCCGGGGGGGAUUUAGCCGACUCCUGCUUCCUGGAGGGGCCUGCGCCCACACCCCCUCCCAGCCUCAGCUACAGCGGUAGCUUCUUCAUCCAGGCAGUGCCCGAACACCCGCACGACCCGGAGUCACUCUUCAACCUCAUGUCGGGCAUCCUGGGCCUGGCACCUUUCCCCGGCCCGGAGGUGGCAGCAUCCCGGUCUCCGCUGGACGCUUUUCCCUCGGUCCCCGACGCCUUUCUGGCGGGUCCGCCGGACCUUUACUCCUCGGAUGUGGGCGCUGCCGCCUUCACAGAGGCGUUCUGGGAGGCCUCACCCUCGGCCGGCACCCCUUCGCAGUGCCUGUAUGAGCCUCAGCUCUCCCCACCCGACGUCAAGCCAGGCCGCCGGGCCCCUCCGGCCUCUCCAGCGCUGGACACUGCCUCGGCCUUCAAAGGUCCCUAUGCUCCCUGGGAGCUGCUUUCAGCCGGGGCCCCAGGGAGCUGUGGGUCCCAGGGAGGCUACCAGGCGCCCUCCGAGGCCCGUUUCCCCCCGAUGGGGACCAAGAUUGAAGACCUGCUGUCCAUCAGUUGUCCCGCGGAGCUGCCGAUCGACUCGGCCAACAGACCCUACCCGACGGGGGCCUACGACGCUUUCCCGCUGGCCUUGGGGAACUUGGGGGAGGCGGCCGAGGGCCUCCCGGGGCUCCUGACCCCUCCUAGCGGGGAGGGAGGGAGUAGUGGCGACGGCGGGGAGUUUCUGGCCGGUGCGCAGCCUCAGCUUUCCCCGCUGGGCCUCCGCAGCGCCGCGGUGGACUUCCCGAAACCCCUGGUGGUGGACAUCCCCGUGGAGAGCUGUGUGCGCAGCUUUGCGCGUUCCGACGAGCUCAACCGCCACCUGCGCAUCCACACGGGCCACAAGCCCUUCCAGUGCCGCAUCUGCCUCCGCAACUUCAGCCGCAGCGACCACCUGACCACACACGUGCGCACCCACACAGGCGAGAAGCCCUUCGCCUGCGACGUGUGCGGCCGCCGCUUCGCGCGCAGUGAUGAGAAGAAGCGGCACAGCAAGGUGCACCUCAAGCAGAAGGCGCGAGCAGAGGAGCGGCUCAAGGGCCUUGGCUUUUACUCGCUGGGCCUCUCCUUCGCCGCCCUGUGAGCGAGAAGUAAGUUUGUAGAU
This is a messenger RNA of Myotis brandtii (Brandt's bat), 1320 nucleotides long. It is a transcript of the gene EGR4, whose product is annotated as early growth response 4. The coding region runs from base 1 to 1299 and encodes 432 amino acids. Gene Ontology annotation, biological process: regulation of transcription by RNA polymerase II. The record is from RefSeq and is a predicted model, not a curated record. Lineage: Eukaryota; Metazoa; Chordata; Mammalia; Chiroptera; Vespertilionidae. Gene Ontology annotation, molecular function: RNA polymerase II cis-regulatory region sequence-specific DNA binding; DNA-binding transcription factor activity, RNA polymerase II-specific. The transcript is spliced from 3 exons.